AAAAAAUGAAGAAAGUCGCUCAGCUGUCUAUUUAAGAAAAUUAGAAGAAGAAUGUGAACAAUUAAAAACUGAAAAUUUAAGGCUGAGAAGAAAUAACGCCGUUUUAAAUGAGAGAAUAGAAACCUAUCGUAUUCUCAAUGAAAGAUUACAAAUAAAUAUUUUGAAAUACGAUAAAGAAUUCGAAGAGUUAGCUAAAAUAGAUGAGAAGAAAAAAUUGGAUGCUAUGAGCCCAUUGGUAAAGAGGUUGCAAUGUUCCACCCCGCAGCACACGAUUAAUAAUAGUAACCCAGAAGUGUCUCCAAUAGUUAGUCAUAAGGAAGAUCCCAAAGAAGAUAUAAAUAACUCGCUUGAAAACAGAUCUUUCGAACGAACAUCUCAAGCACAAAGUCCUUUCGAUGAUAGGUCGCUCAAUAAUAGUAACAACAUCGAAAUUGAUGACAUUUCUCUUGAGGAAUUGAAAAAGAAAAUGCAUCCCUCGAGCAAAAAGAAGUUAGAUUUCCAUUUUCAAUUAUCGCCGACGGUCCCAUCAAAAAAAACCUCGUUUUUAUGAUGAAGAAACUGAGGACUCAGGAAUAGUUGACAUUGCAAGCUCGAGCAAUGUUCGUAAAACGAAACUGUCAUCUCAAGAAUUUCAAGACAAAACAUAAAGAUAGUACAGACACUAAUGGUAGUAUAGACGAUUCAGUUAACGACGAAUCAUCGUAUUUUUGCAAUUUUGGACAUAAAGAGACUGGAACUAAUUCAGAUGAUGUGACUACUACGUACGUAUGGUUCAAUAAAGAAAAAAAAAUAUUACUUGAUGAAUGGAAGAAUGGCUUUAAAUCGAAAGACCCAAGUAAAUAUGUUAAAUAUAUGUUGCGCUUAUUACAUAUGGAUGAAAAUGGUGGUUAUGAGGAAAACCUUAGUAAAAGAUGCGUUUCCAGUGACAAACCAUCAUAUACGCCAAGAGGCAUGAAUCGAAGAGUUUCGCUCACUUUGAAUGAGCAUUUAACCCUUGCAAAGUGUAUGAAAACUUAUCUUAAUAAAACAUCAAAAUUAACUUCGGAAGAAGCAAAUAAGAUUAUAGCAAAACAAAAUGCCUUUAUAACGGAAGAAAUCAACACAUGUGUAAAAAACCAGAAGAAAAAAUUAAAUAUUUAA
Messenger RNA from Phymastichus coffea, 1140 nucleotides. RefSeq lists its product as uncharacterized. The transcript has 5 exons. The coding region runs from base 598 to 1140 and encodes 180 amino acids. The record is from RefSeq and is a predicted model, not a curated record. NCBI's taxonomy places the organism in Eukaryota, Metazoa, Arthropoda, Insecta, Hymenoptera, Eulophidae.